Messenger RNA from Lycium ferocissimum, 948 nucleotides. Its product is annotated as abscisic acid receptor PYL4-like. Gene Ontology annotation, biological process: abscisic acid-activated signaling pathway. Gene Ontology annotation, cellular component: cytoplasm; nucleus. Lineage: Eukaryota; Viridiplantae; Streptophyta; Magnoliopsida; Solanales; Solanaceae. Bases 88 to 702 code for a protein of 204 amino acids. Gene Ontology annotation, molecular function: signaling receptor activity; protein phosphatase inhibitor activity; abscisic acid binding. The transcript has a single exon. The record is from RefSeq and is a predicted model, not a curated record.
UAUACUUGUAAAAGACUCUCCAUCCUUAUCUCUCUCCUCUCAUCAACAAGAAGAGAAGGAAAUAAAGUAAACCAAAAACAAAUAAAAAUGCCUUGUUCACUUCAGCUUCAAAGGAUCAACCCCACAACCACCGGAAACUUCCACAAACAACCUCAAGCAACAUGGAUUAUCCCCGUACCACCAUUCACCAUCCCUAACAACCUCUUACAUUACCACACCCAGCCGGUUGGCCCCACUCAGUGCUGCUCCGCCGUAGUCCAGACCAUCUCCGCCCCAAUAGACGCCGUGUGGUCCCUUGUCCGCCGUUUCGACAACCCACAAGCAUACAAACACUUCCUCAAGAGCUGCCACGUCAUCCUUGGGAACGGAGAAGUCGGAGCAAUAAGGGAGGUACGCGUAAUAUCUGGCCUCCCAGCUGCUUCUAGCACGGAGAGGCUGGAAAUAAUAGAUGAUGAGAGACACGUCAUCAGCUUCAGCGUUAUUGGCGGUGAUCAUAGGUUAACUAAUUACAGGUCAGUUACGACGCUGCACACGUCAGAUGAUGAUGGAACGGUUGUGGUGGAGUCCUAUGUAGUUGAUAUUCCACAAGGGAAUACCAAGGAAGAAACGUGUGUAUUUGUGGAUACAAUUGUGCGUUGUAAUUUGCAAUCACUAGCACAGAUCGUUGAGAACAACAUGCCUACAAGUACAACCAACAGUUAAUCAUUGUGAUUUUUGUUAAUUAGAUUAUUUUGUAUAUUUCUUUUAGUCCCCCUGAUUCCUUUUUAGUGUUUUUUUCUUUUCUUUUGGGUGAUAGAUCGAUGAACUUUUUGCUUAGGAGGUUAUGUAACCUUAGGUUGCCUCCUGAGUUCAUAGGUUUGGUGCUUUUGUAGCUAGUAUGCACUCUUGUAGCGAUGAAAAUUUCCAAUUUCAGUGAAUGUAACUGUGCUUAAGUUUCUUCGUUCACAA